AUGGCUUCUGUCGCCCGUCUCAGCAACGCUGCCCUGCGGGCUUCUCUCCGCUCUUCUCCUAUCAAUGGCUCUGUCUUCAACGCCGUUCGAUGCUAUUCGGCCAAGACUCAGACCUUGAAGGAGCGAUUCGCCGAGUUGCUGCCCGAGAAGAUUGAGCAGGUCAAGGCCCUCCGAAAGGAGCAUGGUUCCAAGGUCGUCGACAAGGUCACUCUUGACCAGGUCUACGGUGGUGCCCGUGGCAUCAAGGCCCUCGUCUGGGAGGGUUCCGUCCUCGACUCUGAGGAGGGUAUCCGAUUCCGUGGCAAGACCAUCCCCGAGUGCCAGGAGCUUCUCCCCAAGGCUCCCGGUGGCAAGGAGCCUCUUCCCGAGGGUCUCUUCUGGCUUCUCCUGACCGGCGAGGUUCCUACUGAGCAGCAGGUCCGCGACCUCUCCGCUGAGUGGGCUGCCCGCUCCGAUCUUCCCAAGUUCGUCGAGGAGCUCAUCGACCACUGCCCUACCGACCUUCACCCCAUGGCCCAGUUCUCUCUGGCUGUCACCGCUCUCGAGCAUACCUCCAGCUUCGCCAAGGCUUACGCCAAGGGUAUUAACAAGAAGGAGUACUGGGGUUACACUUUCGAGGACUCCAUGGACCUCAUUGCUAAGCUCCCCAACAUUGCUUCUCGCAUCUAUCAGAACGUCUUCAAGGGCGGAAAGGUCGCUCCCAUCCAGAAGGACAAGGAUUACUCCUUCAACUUCGCCAACCAGCUCGGCUUCGCCGACAACGCUGACUUCGUCGAGCUUAUGCGUCUCUACCUCACCAUUCACACCGAUCACGAGGGCGGAAACGUCUCUGCCCACACCACUCACCUUGUCGGCAGUGCUCUCAGCUCUCCUUUCCUCUCUUUGGCCGCUGGUCUUAACGGUCUUGCCGGCCCCCUCCACGGUCUUGCUAACCAGGAGGUCCUGAACUGGCUCACUGAGUUCAAGAAGUCUGUCGGUGACGAUCUCAGCGACAAGGCCAUCACUGACUACCUCUGGUCCACCCUCAACGCCGGCCGUGUCGUCCCCGGUUACGGCCACGCCGUUCUCCGAAAGACUGACCCCCGUUACAUGGCUCAGCGUGCUUUUGCCCAGGAGAAGAUGCCUAACGACCCCAUGUUCAAGCUCGUUUCCCAGGUCUACAAGAUCGCCCCUGGUGUCCUCACCGAGCACGGCAAGACCAAGAACCCUUACCCUAACGUCGAUGCCCACUCCGGUGUCCUUCUCCAGUACUACGGACUUACCGAGGCCAACUACUACACCGUCCUCUUCGGUGUCUCUCGCGCCAUUGGUGUUCUUCCCCAGCUUAUCAUCGACCGCGCUCUCGGUGCCCCCAUUGAGCGACCCAAGUCCUUCUCCACCGACAAGUGGGCCGAGCUUGUCAAGAAGCUGUAA
This is a messenger RNA of Fusarium mangiferae, 1413 nucleotides long. Its product is annotated as putative mitochondrial citrate synthase. The transcript is spliced from 4 exons. Gene Ontology annotation, biological process: tricarboxylic acid cycle; carbohydrate metabolic process; citrate metabolic process. Gene Ontology annotation, cellular component: mitochondrial matrix. The record is from RefSeq and is a predicted model, not a curated record. Lineage: Eukaryota; Fungi; Ascomycota; Sordariomycetes; Hypocreales; Nectriaceae. The coding region runs from base 1 to 1413 and encodes 470 amino acids.